CCGCUGCAUAUGUGUAACCAUUCGGCUUGCCCGGUUUUGCUAGUGUCUUCUCCGAAUGGCCUGACAACGUCAACAAUACCCCGCUCUUCUACACUAUAACCGUGGUAUUACAAUCAGGAAGCGAGGGUCCGGCUGCCCAGCAUCAGCGUCUGCAGUGGCUGUCCCAGACCUUGUUUCGUCAACAUGACCAUCCGUUCCUGCGUAUUGAAGCGGUGAGCGAUCAUGGGUACUUCAGCGAGAUGCCUACGACUGGAUACGGGCGGAUUCGCGAAGUCGUGAGUAUAAAAACCCCGACUCUUUCCCCGUCCCUUCUGACCUCUACAAUCAAUCACGGUCUCUUUCUUCCGCAUCUCUUGAGUAACUAUGCAAAUCUUUUAUCUUACGGUCGCAUUCAUCCUAGCGGCUACCGCCAUCGAAUCAGUCGCCGUUGAACGCUCUGAAAGCAAAUGUUGUCUCGCUCUCCUGAAGGACGACGUACUUUCUGGAAAGGUUUUGACUCCGUGCAAUGAGGAUUUUCAACAUCGCUUGGAGUCGUACUACUCCGCCAAUGCGGCUGAGCCACCUCGCUGCAUGGUGUUGCCUCAGACUGCUGAAGACGUCGCCAGGACCAUCCAGAUCAUAUCUGCUCGACGCUGUCACUUUGGAAUGAGAAGCGGGGCUCACUCGGCGUUCCGCGGCUCGAACGGGCUCAAGGAUGGCAUUACAGUCGAUUUUGGCUACAUGAACUCGACCGAAUAUGACCCGACCACCGGCAUCGCUUCCGUCCGCCCAGGCUCGAACUGGGGCGAUGUAUACUCCGCUCUGGAUCCGUUCGGUGUCACGGCUGUUGGAGGACGAGCUUCUGUCGUCGGGGUUGGGGGUUUUACCACGGGCGGUGGGUACUCUUUCCACAGUAACAGGAGAGGAUUCGCUUGCGACAAUGUUGUCAACUUCGAGGUUGUUCUCGCCAAUGGUACCAUUGUCAAUGCAAACGCGCACGAGAACGCUGGUCUCUGGAGAGCUCUCAAGGGGGGCUCGGGAAACUUUGGCUUCGUCACACGGGUUGAUGUCGAGGUCGUCCGUUCGACCCAGAUAUGGGGCGGGAUUACAACCUACGACCUGAGCAAGACAGGCGACGUGGUCAACGCUUACGUGAACUUUGUCAACACCAUGGAAGAAGACCCGGCCAGCCAGGCCAUCGUGACUCUGCUGUAUGGCCAGCAGGGGUUGAGCCUCGUCGCAGUAUUAACAAACAGUGACGCGAAAAGUUCCGCGCCCGCCUUCCGAGAAUUUACCAGCAUUGCCAACGUUUCAAGCACAGCUCGCGUCGGAUCUGUCGCAGAGAUGGUUCCUGAGUUCACCGGACCAACUCCCCUAGGACUCUACGCCAAUUGGAGGACCGGCAUGACCUCACACGGCGCCCCUAUUAUGGACUUUAUUCUUCGUACCGUGACCGAAUACACGAAGAGAAUGCAGCUCGCAGCUCCAGCCUCCAACUUUGAGCUUCUCACUCAAUUCCAGCCCGUGACCAAGUCGAUGGUGGCCCAUGGCGACGAACGAGGUGGCAACAUCCUCGGCCUCGGGAGGGUAGUUGCAGACGGUCCGGCUCUCAUGUGGCUCCUAGCACUCACGGUGGAUACCGCGGAGAACCAGGAGCUGAUCUUGCCUCUCUUACUCGAACUAGAGCGUGUCAUCAACAAGUAUGCUGAUAAGGAGGGACUUCAAGAAGACUGGGAGUUCCUAAACUACAGCGGCCUUGAUCAGACGCCAAUGCUGCAUUAUGGCGAGGAAACAGUCCACUUCAUAAGGAACAUUUCGUUGGAAUACGAUCCCAACAGAGUUUUCCAGAACCUUCGGAGGACGGGCUUUCGGAUCCCUGUUUGAGUCCUACACACAGUGGACAGGCCUGGCGUGGAGAAAGCAAGAGCGGCCGUGACGUUUCAAAGUAUAGAUAUUCCAAGAUGCAGGCUAUUGCCUGCCUGGCUUUCACUGAUAUUUGGAUAACGUGAUUACUUUAGAUAAUAGACGCGUAGAAUAGAUACCUGCC
Colletotrichum godetiae is the source of this 2026-nucleotide messenger RNA. Its product is annotated as FAD binding domain-containing protein. Gene Ontology annotation, molecular function: FAD binding. Bases 364 to 1863 code for a protein of 499 amino acids. The transcript has 6 exons. The record is from RefSeq and is a predicted model, not a curated record. Lineage: Eukaryota; Fungi; Ascomycota; Sordariomycetes; Glomerellales; Glomerellaceae.